AUGUUCCACAAUUUCGCCUACGCGUGUGCCUUCGCCACGCUGCUAGCUGUACCUGCGACGGCAAGAGACGUUCCAGCUAACGUUGAGGCCUUUUACGACCAAUUUCGUGGCCGGCAGCAAUGCUCCAACACCCUCAAGACCGGCUUUCAUAGCAAGGAGGGCGGCAAAGGAGAUUACAGCUAUUGUGGCGACUACUUGAGCAAUUACAAUGUAGUCUACAUCCAGGGUUCGGGAGGUCGCCUCACGAACAUGGACAUUGAUUGCGAUGGUACACAGACUCAUGGAGACGGCCGAUGCGGUUCUUCGACCGACACGCAGUCGCAAACGUCUUUCAAGUCCGAAAUUCAAGAUUACCAGGCUGGGAUCAAGGACCUGAACGCCUAUGUUCACCCUUACGUUGUUUUUGGCAACGAUGGAUCCAAGCCCGGCUGGCCUACCUUCGACCCGAAGAAGCACGGCAUUGAGCCCCUGAGCAUCAUGGCCGUUGUCUGCAACAACCAAGUUGUGAGUUUAUCCCCUAUACCCUUCAUCUAUGGCGUCUGGGGUGACACUAACGGCGAUGAUGGCAGCCAAGCCAUGGUCGGUGAAGCCUCGAUUUCUCUUGCCACGGCCUGUUUUGGAACUGGCAUGAAUGGCAAUGCUGGACAUGACCAAACAGAUGUACUCUACAUUGCGUUCCCGGGCAAAGACGCCGUUCCUGGCGCUCAGGGUGCCAAGUGGGCCGCAGGCUCCUACGAUGAGUUUGAAGGCAGUAUCUCGGCCCUCGGCAAUCGUCUUCUCAAGAGGAUCCGAGCUUGA
Colletotrichum acutatum is the source of this 798-nucleotide messenger RNA. Its product is annotated as chitosanase. The transcript is spliced from 3 exons. NCBI's taxonomy places the organism in Eukaryota, Fungi, Ascomycota, Sordariomycetes, Glomerellales, Glomerellaceae. Bases 1 to 798 code for a protein of 265 amino acids. Gene Ontology annotation, molecular function: chitosanase activity. The record is from RefSeq and is a predicted model, not a curated record.